Messenger RNA from Fusarium coffeatum, 849 nucleotides. RefSeq lists its product as uncharacterized. Gene Ontology annotation, cellular component: spliceosomal complex. The transcript has a single exon. Bases 1 to 849 code for a protein of 282 amino acids. The record is from RefSeq and is a predicted model, not a curated record. Gene Ontology annotation, biological process: spliceosomal complex disassembly. NCBI's taxonomy places the organism in Eukaryota, Fungi, Ascomycota, Sordariomycetes, Hypocreales, Nectriaceae.
AUGUCAGACUCAAAAGCAGCCGAUCUGCUGCAAUAUGCGCAGGAAUACGCCUCCAAAGAUGAAGACCUUUACGAACUUCUCGGUGUCGAUGCCCUCACCCCCAAAGAAGAGAUUCACCGCGCAUGGCGAAAGCGCUCUCUAAAGUACCAUCCCGAUAAAGCAGGCGACAACUUCGAUGCAGCAGUAUGGGAAAAGUUCGAACGCGCCCGCGAUAUCCUGUCCGAUCCUGGGGCGCGCGGCGCCUACGACAGCGCCAUCAAGGCUGCCCUCCUACGAAAACAAGAGCGCGAGACUAUGGAUAAGAAGCGCAAAGCGCUAGUCGACGAUCUCGAAGCCCGAGAGAAUGCGUGGAAGGUUCAGCGCGAGGAGAAAGAGCAGCGAGAGAAGGAUGAGAUUGAGAAGGAAAGGGCACGACUGGUUGAACAGAGGCGUGUGCGCGAGGAGGAGGAACAACGUCAAGCCGCUGCUGCGCAAGAAGUCGAGGAUUUGGCCGAAGCAAGGCGGCGUCUGAAGGAAAAGAAAGAGAAAAAGAAGCAGGAUGAGGCAAGGGAGAAAUUUCUGCGCAAGUCACGGAUGGCUGCAGAGACUACUGAUGGCAAGCCAGCGCCUGGCCCAGUUAACGGUGCCAUGAACGUACCAGGAGAUUACUCGGUCGACUUCGGAACAGAACAAAAGCUUUACUGGGAGUUGGUUUGUGACAAGCUACGUGCUGUCCAGGCAGUCAAAAACCUACAACAGAACCAGGCAACGCCAGAAGAAUACCAACAAGCGGAGCAGGGCCUACUUCAAGCAAAGACGAGGAUCCACCAGGCCGAAGUACGCUUCGCCGAGCAGGCAUCUGUUUCAUGA